Molecule: messenger RNA, 237 nt
Organism: Blastomyces dermatitidis ER-3
Lineage: Eukaryota; Fungi; Ascomycota; Eurotiomycetes; Onygenales; Ajellomycetaceae
Exons: 1
Coding region: 1-237 (78 amino acids)
Source: RefSeq, a predicted model, not a curated record
AUGAACGCUCUAAAGAUCGAUGUGUGCCAGAUGAAACUAAAAGGAAUCGGUGAGGGUGUGAUCGUGUCAUGUCUGGGCUGUAUCCGAGCGGUUACUUUCACUGCAGGUUUUGCAGUCGCUUAUCUAACCCCUCCAUUUAAUAACAAACGUUUCUUGACGGUUGUAGAACUCGAAGCUCGUGGCAAGGAUGUCUCCCGUUUUGUCUUGAGACUUUUUGGUGUCCCAUUAAGUGCAUAA